Molecule: messenger RNA, 1778 nt
Organism: Choloepus didactylus (southern two-toed sloth)
Lineage: Eukaryota; Metazoa; Chordata; Mammalia; Pilosa; Megalonychidae
Gene: FAM110A
Product: family with sequence similarity 110 member A
Exons: 2
Coding region: 312-1199 (295 amino acids)
Source: RefSeq, a predicted model, not a curated record
GAACUUUCGCUCCGGUGGGGGCCUUCGGACGAUCCGGAUUCCUCGCCCAUCUGAAGUGCGGAGAGCAGCUCCGUAGAGGCCCCUGUGGGUCCCCACGCGGGGCUGGGGCUUCCCGGGCCGCGUUGGGAGCGGCCACUACCAGCCGGGGUCCGAGCUGUCAGCCUUUCCAAGACCCGCGCUGGAGGAGCCGGGACUCGCCUAGCGCGGGCUCCAGCAGUUGCCUGUGUCCAGCUGUCAACUUUCUUCCUGGAUUUCUGUCUCCUCAUUUUCCUGGUCUCCUCAGACCGAAGCCCCUGGGUUAUGCAACAGCCAUGCCUGUGGACACGCUGACCCCCGGAGCCCGUGAUGCCCCAGCCCUGCCUUUCCGCCUGCGGACCAAGGUCCCCGGCUACCUGCUGCGGCGGCCAGCAGACGGGGGAGCCCGGAAACUUAGUGCUGUGGAGCGCCUGGAAGCCGACAAGGCCAAGUAUGUCAAGAGCUUGCAGGUGGCCAGCACCCGCCAGGAACCUGUGCAGCCCCUGCUGUCCAAACAGCCACUCUUCAGCCCUGGGACUCGCCGCACAGUGCUCACGCCCAGCCGCCGCGUGCUGCCACGCCCCGGCCGCCGGCCCCAGCUGGACCUGGAUAUCCUUAGCAGCCUCAUCGACUUGUGCGAUAGUCCGGUAUCCCCAGCUGAGGCCAGCCGUACCCCUGGGCGGUCAGAGGGAGCCCGUCAGGCCCCCCCAGCCACACCCCCACGGCCACCGCCCAGCACUUCUGCGGUCCGCCGAGUGGACGUCCGCCCCCUGCCUGCCUCCCCUGCCCAGCCCUGCGCAUCGCCAGGCACUGUCGCCGCCUCCAGCCCGGGCCGGCCCCCGGGAUUGCAACGCUCCAAGUCAGACCUGAGCGAGCGCUUCUCCCGGGCAGCAGCCGACCUUGAGCGCUUUUUCAAUUUCUGCGGCCUGGACCCGGAGGAGGCACGGGGGCUGGGCGUGGCCCACCUGGCGCGGGCCAGCUCGGACAUCGUGUCCCUGGCUGGGCCCAGUGCUGGGCCGGGCAGCUCUGAGGAGGGCUGCUCCCGCCGCAGCUCCGUCACUGCUGAGGAACGGGCCCGGGAGCGGGUCCCCUAUGGCGUGUCUGUGGUAGAGCGCAACGCGAGGGUGAUCAAGUGGCUGUACGGCUUGCGACAGGCGCGGGAGACUCCGGCAGCCGAGGGCUAGGCCUCCACUGGGCUCGGCAUUCGCUACAGAUCUUAGAGAUUAAGUUGGUUCUUUGACUUCUCCUGGAUCCAUUCCCUGGCCCUGGGCAGAUCAGAGGCUGCUGCUGCCUCUAGUGAACUAGGUAUGGAGGCAAAGGCUUAAGGCCUGGGCCAGUCUCCAGCUGGGGAGGACUGACCCGAGAGCAUUGUCUCUUGAUCUCGGACCACCCCCUACCAGGGUUUUUGACAUGAGUGUAUCCCUGCAUGGUUUCUCUCACUGGGCUGGGUUUGGGCACUUGGCCCUCCCCACUGAGGGUGAGAGGCCAAGGGCUCUCCCUAUGCCUGUCUACCCACCUACUCUGUUUCCUCUUCCCUUCCUAGGCCUCUCUGUCUUUGCUGACUUCCUCUUCCUUACCCACUGGUUUCUGAUUCCCUGGGAAUUCACCCUGGGGCAAGGGCUGGGAGGGGUGGCCUAUCCACUGCUCUCCGGGUUCUUGGCAGUCUGACACGGGUGGGUAGACUACAGGCAGGACUGGCUCAGAGUCUGCACUGCUCUAACUUUGCUCCCCUUGGUUAAUAAACACAAAUGCUUGGUUCUCAA